This is a messenger RNA of Dacryopinax primogenitus, 1525 nucleotides long. RefSeq lists its product as uncharacterized. The transcript is spliced from 6 exons. NCBI's taxonomy places the organism in Eukaryota, Fungi, Basidiomycota, Dacrymycetes, Dacrymycetales, Dacrymycetaceae. The record is from RefSeq and is a predicted model, not a curated record. Gene Ontology annotation, biological process: protein phosphorylation. Gene Ontology annotation, molecular function: protein kinase activity; ATP binding. The coding region runs from base 26 to 952 and encodes 308 amino acids.
GAAAUCCGUCGCUCAAUAUCCAACAAUGUUAGCCGCACAAGUACCUCAUACCCUCUCGUCAUCAUCAAUAGAAGAACAUGCUUGCAACAAGGAUCUCGGAAUCGACAAGCAACUCGAAUGGAUUUACGACGACGAUGUGGAUGCCGAGUUGGCCGCCGAAGUCGAAUUAUUGCGCGCGCCGUACAAGCCAUUCGAAUGGGACGACGAUGGCGGUUUGCUUUCCGAACCGGACCGUGACCAAUUUGCUGGCCUAUGGAGAGAAGUUGAACCCAUCGCCAUCGCGAAGGGAUAUGCCCUCGACAUCGAGCAAUAUGUCGAAGGGAAGGACCGUCCACAUUAUUGGGAACAGUUCGAAGGAAGGAGCGGUUUGGCUAUCCCAGCUACGAAAGAUGGCCGCGUUUACUACGUGCGAAGCAUGGGGAAGGACUCAGAAGAGCACAAAUGUACGCUCCGAUUGCUCCAGUAUGCUCAUUUCGAACCUCCGAUGCCACCCCCCGUCGACAUCUUCGAAGGACCUCGAGAUCGCGUGUAUGUGGUCAUGGACAAGCUGAAGCCGCAUUGGCUGGCCGCGCCGCACACUGUCGAGGGCCAGACGAUGUCGGUCGACUAUUUCUUGUACACGGUCACUCGCAUGCUGCAGAAUCUAGCGCGAUUACAUGCAGCAGGAGUGGCUCAUUUGGAUAUUCGUCCAUACAAUGUCAUGCUUGACGACGACGGCUUGCCAGUAUUCAUCGACUUCAGACAAAGCAUCGUAGUUGGCGACGAGCCGAGCAAGAGGUUGUGCACGGUGCCUCAUGCUGGCACUACGCUUAUUCCAGAGACGACACAGUUCGGGUAUCAUGCGCCCCAACGGGAAUCAGAAGAACCCUUCGACGGGCGCGCUGACGAUGUUUACGCGGUGGGUAUUCUUCUAGAGCGCUCCUACUUCACGACGCCGUCGCAGAAGGCAUAGAGUGUUUUCGGAGCGAUACAGGUACGAGUCAUUGAUGUUCACGUCACAGGCGAUUGUCCAAGAGCUCCUUCCUCGAUUUGAGCAGCUUCUUCUAAAGAUGCACGACGAAAAUGAAUUGAUGAGGUUACCUGCUGACUGUGCUUAUGAUGAAUGGGUAACGAUGGUGAUUGAGUUCUAAUCUCUGGACAACAAUACGAAGGCUAGGAUAGCAUAUUAAUCACACCUCCGAUGUAGCAUUGAUGUCAUUGGCUGUCGCUUCGCAGAAGACUGCUGCACGGGAGGCGAGGAUGGCCUUGAUGAAGACUGCGGCAUCAUCAUGCGCGUGACCUACGCGAGAGAUGCUCGACUGCUAUCGUCAGCUGCCCGCCUCUCCAUAUAAGAGAUGAAUUAGGAAGUUGUCGGGGUGAGCGUUGUGCGAGUCUGAGGGACUGCACAAUUGCUUGCUCCGGUCGUUACUGCGAUACCUUCUCCCAUGUCGUUAUUAAGCACAAAUGAGUGACUCCUGUUGCGUGCGUGUGUUAUGUUCUGAGAAAGGUGGCCGACUUAGCUAAAGCAUGACGCUGGCAUGCUCUG